AUGUUCCGCGACGAAAGCAAAUCAGUAGUUCGAAAGGCGGCUGCGGCCUCGACACAUAAGAAUAAACGAGCACAGCGAUCGCCUCGCACUGCAAUCCCAGAAGGGAAUCCUGUGCGGCCUGAGCUUGGCACCGCGGAGGUGGAGCUGGACUUUGACUUCAACACUGAUCCACAGCAUGUCUAUCUUAUGCGACAGCUCUGGAAUUGCCCAUUGGAGAUCCAGCCCUCACAGGAGCUCGAAACCACCAAAUACGAAGCAAUCUUCCGGGGGCCUGCGAGUCAGCAAGCUAUGAAGGCAAGUGUGGUUGCUACUGCCACGGCUAUGCUCUCGCGAGUAAGAGGAUUACCAUCGCUUAAAGAUGUAUCCCGUCGGGAGUAUGGAUCCGCUUUGAGAUUGCUUAACACCACUCUAGCCGAUGUGGAGGAAUCGAAGACAAAUCAAACAUUAGGCGCUGUUAUAUUACUUGCCAUAUAUGAAUUGAUUACAUCGAGAGCCCCGGAAGAUCUUCAGUGUUGGACCAACCAUAUCAAUGGGGCAACAGCCCUGCUCGAUAUACGAGGCACUGAUCAGCUUAAGACUGACGCCGGUCUUCGCUUGUUUUUGUACCUUCGGUUUCAGAUUACCAUCAGUUGCCUACAACGAGACGCACGAGUGCCUGAGUCAUUACUUGAAUGCACGAAACUCGCCAUGUUUCUUCAGCCAGCAGAAGCUCACGGCAAUCGCCUAGUCAUGAUAAUUGGCAAACUAUCGAACCUUCGCGCCGACAUCUGCGCCAAUAUGUACAGCGACGAGCGGGAAAUCGUAUCAGCAGCGUCGGCCAUCGAAGCCGAUUUAAUUGCCUGGCUGGCAGCUCUUCCCCCGGAAUUCAGCUACACCACGCAUAUAACCACUCCCUUUGACUCUGCCUUCCAAAAGCGAUUCCGAGGCAUAUCGCCGUACGACAACCAAUACCACGUGUACCCUUCCGCCUGGGCCUGCAGUUCUUGGAACCAUUACCGCAGCGCGCGAAUCAUCGUCAGCGAAAUAAUCCUUAACCGCAUCCGGAAAAUAUCCAACAGUUCCUCUAUGGCCUCAUUGUCCGAAGAGUUCCGCCUCCAAUGCAGGACACUGCGAUCUACGAUCCGGCGCUUAGCCGUGGAGAUCUGUCGCAGUGUUCCGUUUCACUUCAACGCCCACCAUGUAGAGCGGGAGUCUAAUCUCCCACCGCCAGAGAGCUACCUUGGGGGUCUUGUGCUCCUCUGGCAUCUGUUUGUGGCUGGAGUUGUUGAGGAUUCCGGACACGGGCUGCACCGCUGGGUGAUCAAGUGUUUGGAAAUGAUUGGAAACACGAUGGGUAUCGACCAGGCGCUGGCAGUGGCGGAUAUCGUCGCUGCUGAUCCUGGAAUUUUACAUCCUGCGACCGAGGAAGAAGACCAUCACCCGAGUGUCCUAAGCGUUUGA
Messenger RNA from Penicillium mononematosum, 1440 nucleotides. RefSeq lists its product as uncharacterized. Bases 1 to 1440 code for a protein of 479 amino acids. Lineage: Eukaryota; Fungi; Ascomycota; Eurotiomycetes; Eurotiales; Aspergillaceae. The record is from RefSeq and is a predicted model, not a curated record. The transcript has 4 exons.